CUUACCGUAUCACCGGUACAAGCAAUCCUCCCUACACAGUGGAUGAAUUCCAUGAAUUCGACGGCGACACAGGACCCCCCGGAGUGGAAAUGCUGCCAAAUGUUUCAGAGGUAGAGACCUCUCUAAAUGACCUUAACCUUACUAUCAGGAUACCUCAACCUAUCACUUUCCUCCUUUCAAACCCAUCACAUCCAACCGUCAUUUUCUCUUCGAAGCCUCCUGAAGGACAGCUGAAGACACCGACGGUAAAUGACCGUAACAAAGUACUAAGUUUGUCCAGACCCAACGGUGGAGCACACGCCAAUCUUGGCAUUCUCUUUAAUUGGCUCAGCCCCCGGGAGGCAUCGAGGAUUCGAUCCGGAAGCCAACUCACAUUCCCCACUAUCGCGUAAUAAUACCUUGAUACCACUGACCAUGUACCACUAUGUACUCCACUUGGUGAAUAGUCUGGGAGGUUCUUAUCUGGUUAAGCCUGUCCAAGUGCCUAUCCUGAAGAUCCUGAUUAUGUACUUCUCAAUUCUUAUUGUUUUGUGACGACGAUGAUUGACCAAAUGACCAAAAAAAGAUCACUGUUCGUCACAUGAUUUUUUGGGGUUCAGCAAAAGUGACCGGAACAAAUUUACCUGCAGAAAAUCAAGGCUGGAACUUCAGCAGGACCCAAUUUUUGGUAUUGUCACUUAACUACCUUUUUUUCGCUUUGUUUUUUCCAGGAUGAGUCAGCCGCGGCACAUUCCACGCCUCUCUCGAGUACCAUCCAGCCAAGGUUUCCCCCACCACUAAC
Messenger RNA from Aspergillus pseudotamarii, 781 nucleotides. RefSeq lists its product as uncharacterized. The transcript has a single exon. The record is from RefSeq and is a predicted model, not a curated record. Bases 90 to 392 code for a protein of 100 amino acids. NCBI's taxonomy places the organism in Eukaryota, Fungi, Ascomycota, Eurotiomycetes, Eurotiales, Aspergillaceae.